AUGCCGGCUACCCAUGCGAAAGUAAAAACCAUUCACAUCAUCAUGACGUAUCAGACAGGCUGGCAAAUAGUAACCCCUAAGGAGCUCGGUAUGGGAUAUAAUGAAGAUCAGUAUUCUCUGCCACGAUGGAUGGAUAUAAGUGUUUCACGGCAGGGUAUGUUUGAUGAUUUGUACGAACGAACUCCAACACAAGGAUGGAUGUUUGUACCUUUAACUCCUUAUCAUGGAGGAGGGGAUGAUGCACAGUUUGAACCGUUACAACAACAUCUACUGGAAUAUGAAUGGGCAUUAGCACAAUACUUGGGUGCCGGAGUUGCUGCAUUUUACAGAGGAUAUCGUCUCUACGAUACAAAUGAAACAAAAGCACUUGUACAAAAAUGGGUCAAUUUUUAUAAGAAAUAUCGACAAAUUUUAAUAAGUGAUGUUAUUCAUGUACGACGUGCUGACCUUCAGUCAAUAGAUAGUUUUAUGCAUGUGAAGCCGUCUUCAACUGAUAUUAAAGGUUUAGCUAUGGUGUUCAAUCCAACUUCCGAACACAUUGAUACACUCUUACCAUUGCCAUUAUAUUACACUGGACUAAAAGACGUUGCUCAAGUAUCGGAACAAGAAAAUGAAUGGAAAUCAUAUAAUCUAGAAAGGAACUACCAAAUUGAUAUCCGAGUGUCAUUGAAAGCUUUAGGAAUAACCUGGUUUCUAAUCAAAUAA
Molecule: messenger RNA, 705 nt
Organism: Didymodactylos carnosus
Lineage: Eukaryota; Metazoa; Rotifera; Eurotatoria; Philodinida; Philodinidae
Source: the annotation of a GenBank genome assembly